Messenger RNA from Malaya genurostris, 991 nucleotides. Its product is annotated as dynein regulatory complex protein 9-like. Bases 18 to 908 code for a protein of 296 amino acids. The record is from RefSeq and is a predicted model, not a curated record. Gene Ontology annotation, cellular component: cytoplasm; motile cilium. NCBI's taxonomy places the organism in Eukaryota, Metazoa, Arthropoda, Insecta, Diptera, Culicidae. The transcript is spliced from 3 exons. Gene Ontology annotation, biological process: cilium organization. Gene Ontology annotation, molecular function: protein binding.
CUGGUAACAAAUGAAGUAUGGAGUCGUGGGACCCGGUUGAUCUGUCAUUCGUGUGUGUUGCAGUAGAACGUGCCCUGACCAGGCUGAAAAUUCUCAAUAUUAAUCCCACCAACGAUGAUCUGCUUGAUCCGACCGGCACCUACAGCAUCGGAAGCCUCCUGAAUCAGAAAAUUUCAUCACUUGAAGACAUAGGCUUACUCAGGGUAAAAUCGAUCCGUCAGAGAGAAGAACGAAUCAAACGUGAACCUCGUCGUUCCUCAAUUAGUUUCCAUCAUUCCAAACUGUUGCGAGAAGUAAAAUCCUUGGAAGAACAGUUGGCUACCUUGGGCGAAAAUCUUCACGACUUACAAGAACAGGUUUAUGCACGAAAACAACUGGAAGUUGCCAAAAAUCGUUUGGUUGACAAAUGGGAAGAAGCUCGCUACGAACAGCAGCUUCAAUCGUUGAACAUUCGAACGGAUGAGUUCCGGGAACAAACGAACCAACAACUGCUGGCUAUUGAGUCUGCACUGGAUGCCGCACGGAAGAUAGAUCUGUACUACAGCGAACAGUUGACCAAUAUCGGAAAUGCCAUCAACGAUUGGAUGGAACGUUUCGAGCGGGAAAAGGAAACGAUCGAUGCUCGCACCCAGAAAGCUCGGGCCCGUAAAAGACACUGGGAGGAAAUGCAAGCAACUGUCGAGCAACGGAAGGCAGAAAUUACAGAGCUGGAGAAAAUUGAAAUGCAAUACAUCAAGGAUGCAGAACACAAGAAACUGUGUCAGAAAUAUGCCGUAAAAUUACAGGCUUGGUGGCGUGGAGUCAUGGUUCGCCGAGGGCUUGGCAAAACCGGUAAAGGGAAAAAGGGUAAGAAAGGGAAAAAAGGCAAAAAGGGAGCGAAGGCCAAAGGUAAAAGGAAUAAGAAGUAAAUCUGAAGUACGCUUAAACGUUGGUCCGUGUGCCAUUCAAAAUGUAACGAUAGUAGAUUAAUAUAAACGCUACAUGCUGUUGA